Molecule: messenger RNA, 4352 nt
Organism: Eubalaena glacialis (North Atlantic right whale)
Lineage: Eukaryota; Metazoa; Chordata; Mammalia; Artiodactyla; Balaenidae
Gene: MFSD12
Product: major facilitator superfamily domain containing 12
Exons: 9
Coding region: 77-1597 (506 amino acids)
Biological process (GO): carbohydrate transport
Cellular component (GO): membrane
Molecular function (GO): symporter activity
Source: RefSeq, a predicted model, not a curated record
GGCCGGAAGAGGGCGACCCGGGCCGGGGAUCCCGUCUGCUGGCGCCGGACGGACGGGCCGAGCCCGGAGCGCCACCAUGGGCCCGGGGCCCCCGGCGGCCGGAGCGGGGGCGCCCCCGCGGCCGCUGUCCUUGGUCGCGCGGCUGAGCUACGCCGUGGGCCACUUCCUCAACGACCUCUGCGCGUCCAUGUGGUUCACCUACCUGCUGCUCUACCUGCACUCGGUGCGCGCCUACAGCUCGCGCGGCGCCGGCCUGCUGCUGCUGCUCGGUCAGGUGGCCGAUGGGCUGUGCACGCCCCUCGUGGGCUUCGAGGCUGACCGCGCCGCAGGCCGCUGCGCCCGCUUCGGCCCGCGCAAGGCCUGGCACCUGGUCGGCACCAUCUGCGUCCUGCUGUCCUUCCCCUUCAUCUUCAGCCCCUGCCUGGGCUGCCAGGCCACCACGCCUGAGUGGGUUGCCCUCCUCUACUACGGGCCCUUCAUCGUGAUCUUCCAGUUCGGCUGGGCUGCUACACAGAUUGCCCACCUCAGCCUCAUCCCGGAGCUCGUCACCAAUGACCAUGAGAAGGUGGAGCUCACGGCUCUCAGGUACGCCUUCACCGUGGUGGCCAGCAUCACCGUCUAUGGGGCUGCCUGGCUUCUACUCCACCUGCAGGGCUCUGCCCACAUGGGGUCCACCCAGGAUGUCUAUGACCAGCUGGGGGUCCAAGAUGUGCCAGUGUUCCGGAACCUCUCGCUGUUGGUGGUGGGCGUUGGAGCUGUCUUCUCACUGCUGUUCUACCUGGGCACCAGGGAGGGGCGCCGGCGGCAGGUGGAGGAGCCAGAUGAACACAGCCCCCUGUUGGCCCCUGCUACUGCCCGGCCCUUGCUGCUCUGGAAACACUGGCUUCGGGAGCCGGCGUUUUAUCAGGUGGGCUUGCUGUACAUGAGCACGAGGCUCAUUGUGAACCUGUCCCAGACAUACAUGGCCAUGUACCUCACCUACUCCCUCAACCUGCCUAAGAAGUUCAUCGCCACCAUCCCGCUGGUGAUGUACCUCAGCGGCUUCCUCUCCUCCUUCCUCCUGAAGCCCAUCAACAAGUGCAUCGGGAGGAAUAUGACCUACUUUGUGGGCCUCCUGGUGAUCCUGGCCUUCGCAGCCUGGGUGGCAUUGGCAGAUGAGCUGGGUGUGGCUGUGUAUGUGGUGGCUGUGCUGCUGGGCACGGGCUGUGCCACCAUCCUCGUCACCUCGCUGGCCAUGACGGCUGACCUCAUCGGCCCCCACACGGUAGGGCUGCUGAGCCGGUCUGGGUUGGGGUUGGGGACCAGGGCCGAGGCCUGGGAUGCUGACACCCUGCCCGUGUCCCCCCAGCACAGCGGAGCCUUCGUGUAUGGCGCCAUGAGCUUCUCGGACAAGGUGGCCAAUGGGCUAGCAGUCAUGGCCAUCCAGAGCCUGCACCCCUGCUCCUCAGAACUCUGCUGCAAAGCCUGCGUGGCCUUCUACCACUGGGUGAUGGUGGCCGUGACGGGUGGCGUGGGCGUGGCCGCCACCCUGGCUCUGUGCUGUCUCCUGGUCUGGCCCGUCCGCCUUCGGAGCUGGGACCCUGGAGCCCAACCCUGACACUGCCCCAUGGUCCCUUACCCUUUGUAACUUAACCGCGACUGUGAACACUCGCUGCCCAACGAGGCCUGGAGCGGCCCCUUUGCUGCUCUGAUCCCACUCCUGCGUCUGUCCCGUCCCUGCCUGGCUGCGGGGUCGGGUGGGGCUUGGUGGGCGCGGUCAGGAUGGGCGGGAUCCCAGCAGCUUAUCCCCGCUAGGGCGGGAACACCGAGCUAGGCCCUCUGGUAUUCAGGGGCUGGUGGGGUCCUUGUGGGUCUGGGGUACCCAAAUCCCAACUCUAACCCACCCCCAGCUGUCUGGAUGAUUCGGGGUGCCCGGUGUUGUGUGGGGGCCGGAUGUGAGGCCCCUGGGCGCAGGGUCUGCCCCGAACUCAGCCCCGGCCAGCCUAGGGUCUCCCGGGUGCUGCUCCCGGGUGCCGCCAGGCCCUGGAGGACAGAGACGUUGCUGAGCCUGCCAGGAGCCCCAGCCUCGGGGUUAGGGGGCUGGGCCCAGACCCUGGCCAUGGCGAUGGUGAGGCUCAGCAUGCCGGGCCAGGGGCCCGAGUGCAGCUCCCUGCGCCCAGGCCACUGCUGCAGUGAAUAAAGAGCCGCCCGGGGCCAGGACUGUGCCUUGGCCUGGGGCCCGGGGUAGGGGGAGCCGAGGGCAGGAGAGGUGUCUGUCUGACUCUGCCCUGGAGCUUGGUCACCAGGGUCCUGGUUCAGAGCUCCUUUCAUCUGGCUGCCUGCCCGCCCCAGGCCCCAGCCCCCAGCCCCAGAGGUGGACAGACGCCUUGGGGGAGAGGCACCGGGUCCCCGAAGAGCCACACCGGGCAGCACGAUCUUUAUCAGUGACGGGGCGUGUAGAUGGGCGAGGGCUGCUGGUUGGUGGAGGGGCAGCAGGGUUCCAGGUCCCACUGCCGGUAGUUCUGGGUGGUGUAGCGCGGGCGCUGGGGCGCCGAGAGGUAUGGCACGUAGUCAGACGCCUGCCACAGUGGCUCGACCCCGAAUUGGUGCCUGUGGAUCACUGGGGGGCCAGGACCCGGGUCACCGGCUGGCCCUGCCUCCUGGCCCCGAGCGGUCUCACCCCCAGCCCCUGGGUCGCCUGCCCCUGGCCCAGGCUCACCGUACUCCUCGCCCCGGAUGGGUCUGUCUUUCCACAGCACGCUCCCGUACCGCGCGCGAGGGCCCCUGUACUGCGCGGGGAUGACGGGGUCGUACCAGGCGGUCUCCCGGAGACGCUGGGUGUAGGCUACGGGGUAGGGGUCAGCGGUCAUCUCUGCACCUGUGGGCCUCACCCUCCCCUCGAGGCGGGCCUGGUGUCAGGGGCGGGCAGGGCCGGGCACUCACCCGAGGGCAUGCUGCGCUCCCGGGGGCUGUGGCAUCCGUGCCUGCGGGCAUAAGCCUCGAGGUGCGGGCUGUCCAGAGCCUGAGGGAGCAUGUUCCAGGCUUCUCGGGAGUCCAAGUUGGUCAGGCCCGUGUACCACAGCUGGCCGGCCGCGUCGCGUCCCAUGGGCGUGUACUUCCAGCGCGUUGCCUGCUUGAUGGCCGGCGUCUGGCGGGGCCCCUCCUGGGACAGGUAGUCAUCGCUGAGGGUGGGGGUGGGAGGAGAGAGACUGAGCUUUCGGCCCCCCUGCCCUCCCCGGGCCUCUUCAUCCCCAUCGCCAGCACUGAGGGUGCAGAAUGCAGAAGCCUGGCCCGAGGUGUGGGGGGCCUUGUCUGUCCUUCAGUACUGGACACCCUCCCACCCAGGCUGGCAGAGGGUGGGAGGCUGACCCCUUGUAGCCCCUCCUCUCUGCCACAUCCUCCCCAACCCCCAGGACCUCCUAAAUAUUUCAUCUUUUCUUGCCCCUACUAAGUCCUUUGCCCAGCCUCCCAGACCUGCAGGCCCUUUCCUCCAGGAAGCCCCCCUAGCCUGGAGGUGCACCAGGAGGACGUGGUCUCAGCUAUGGCUAAGUGAGUGGCGCAGGUUUCACCGUCAUUGGUCUGGCCUGGGAGCCGUGGGUUGGGGACACUGGGAAAGUGUGUGGGGAGCCCAGGCUCCCAGGGAGACCUUCGGGGAACCCUUGUGCCAUCACCACCUGCCCAGCCAGCCGGGCCAGCGGGGAGUGAAGGCAAGCUCACAUUUAAAGGAGAAACUAUUGCAGCUACACAGGAGUGCCUGUUCCGGGGGCCUCUGUUGCCAGAGCCCGUCCCAGGCUGAGAGCAUCAGGAGGGCUCCCCCGAGGAGGUGGCAGUGAUGUGAGGAGGGACCCGCUUGUGCAAAGGCCCUGGGGCAGCAGGGAUGGUGUAAGGAACAGAGGGUAGUAGAGCAAAGACGGAAGUGGAAAUAUGCUAACGAUGGCAAAAAUCAAACCUCAACGAGGUACCAUCAAAACUAAAGCUACCCUUCGGGAACACCCUCGCAGCACCACUGCCCAAGAGACAGACAUGGGCACGUGCUUUGACCUGGCGAGCUCGCUCCAGGGAGAUGCCCCAGGGAAGGAGGCCGUGGCCCCAAGAUGGUCCAAGCAGGGCUGCUGAUAAAACGUUCUCCCCUGUGCCUGCUUGGAGUUCUCACUCCACACAGAAAACCAGAAACCCACGUGUUUCAUAAGAGGUGGGCUCGGCCUGGUCAGUUCCGGAAAGUGGCCGCAGGCUGGGUUUGCCACUUGCAGGGAGGGCAGUUUGGGGACCGUCUGGCGGGCCCCACUCUUUUGAACUACAAAAUGAACCGGAACUACAAAAUGUACCUGGCUUGUAAAAAGGAAUUAAAACAGUCAAAAAUAACACAAUGAAAA